Molecule: messenger RNA, 1704 nt
Organism: Rhizophagus irregularis DAOM 181602=DAOM 197198
Lineage: Eukaryota; Fungi; Glomeromycota; Glomeromycetes; Glomerales; Glomeraceae
Source: RefSeq, a predicted model, not a curated record
AUGGAAAUAAUAGAAACGUCCACUACCGUUAGGCCAGCAGCAAACCUUACGCCAGAUGAAAAAUGGGGUUUGCUUUUUGAUGUAACUUGUUCUUUGGAAAUCCCAAUGGAAGAUUUUGACGAAAAUUGGUGGCCGUUAGUUUCGAAUAUCUGGACGCAAUGGAAUUUGUACAAACAAGCAAAUGGUAACGUUCGAAAAGAUUUCGCCUGUCGUCUUACGAAGCACUGGGAAUCGAGCUCACGACAAAAAGAAAAUGUCUCUAUUGAAAAGUGCCGAAUAACGAAGACACGACCAUCCAAAUUAUGUCAUGCUAAGAUUAGGGUGUUGUGGUUAAUAUCAUUAGAAAUAGUCAGAAUCGAACAUUAUAAAGACUCACCCAAUCACACGCAUACAGUAUUAGACUCAGAUAGAAUUAAACGCUCUCAAGCCGUUCGAAUUUUAGUGGAAAAUGAAGCGGUAAAAAACUAUUCUCCUCCUGCGAUCACUGUUACCGUUAGAGAAUAUGCAACUGAGUUAGAUCUUGGUACAAGUGUGAGCGAGCUGAAGCGCAAGGAAGUAUCUAAUAUUAAAUAUAAAAAAAAGGAUACCAUGUUGAAAAUUACCACGUUUUUUAUCGGUCCACCAAAUCCACCAAAUCCACCAAGGGCAUUACGAAUAAGUAUGAUUGGAGGCUUUUUACUUUAUACGUUCGCGAUACUUACGGAUGUUGAAAUGUGGGAGCUCACUUCUUUUAGUAUCAAGGCUAAAGCCAUCAAGAAGGCUUUUCCUGAGAUCAGUGCUGGUGAACAGGAGUGCGAAGUAAUCUUUUGUGUUGUACACGUUACAAGAACGUGGAUGACAAAGAUUUAUGAGAAACAAACUCGGGAUGUUAUGAACGCAGCAAUGCAUAAAAGAACAAAAAUUGUCUGCGAGAAACUUGUGCAAGAUGCAAUCAAUGAUUGUCCUGUUCCCGCUAUUCAAAAUUAUAUAAAAAGGAAUUUUAUGAAAAAUACACAACAAUGGGGGUUGUGGGCACGCCAACAUUCGCCGCUUCUUCUGCAGGUUACAUCUACGAAUCCGUUGGAAUCCUACCACAGCGAAUUGAAGAGAUUAACAUCUUCGUCACAUGGAUUAAUUGGUGCUGUAUAUAAUACUGUUGAUGUUGAUUUCAAAAAGAUAUCCGAAGCUGAAAGAGCUGCUUUUGAAUUCCGUACAAAGAAAAUAUCUGCCUAUGGUGUGUAUAAUGAUAUUAUAGAGGAAAUUCACAAGUUUCCCUUUCCACUUCAACAUCUACUUGUUAAGGAGGCUUGUUCUGUGAUGAAUAGAAUUGAAAAAGGUAAAGGUGCGCUGGGUUUAUCCUCGCUUAAUUGUCACUAUCUGUUUCGAAAUCGAUAUCUGCUACCAUGCAAACAUAUUUUUCAUGAACACAUCUAUGGAAGCACCAAAUUAUUGACCGUUGAUGUAUGGAAAGCAUUUCAGGGAAUGUUUGAAGAAUGUGGCUAUAAAAUAUAUGAAAAUUGCGAAUCAGUGAUAGAAUUUGUGCAGACAAAACAACUAAAAGAAGCUGAAGAUAGGAGACUUACUGUGGUGGAACUAACCGAAAGAAUUCGUGAUAAAUACUGGAGUGUUGAAGAGAGGGGUAAUACUGAGAAAACAGAAACUUUUAUUUCUAUGCUAGAAGCUUCUCUAAAUCUGAUUAUUUCGAAUUUUGAUAAAUCAAAUUAA